Molecule: messenger RNA, 2136 nt
Organism: Aegilops tauschii subsp. strangulata
Lineage: Eukaryota; Viridiplantae; Streptophyta; Magnoliopsida; Poales; Poaceae
Product: protein IQ-DOMAIN 19
Molecular function (GO): protein binding
Source: RefSeq, a predicted model, not a curated record
AAAAUUUCAUUCCUCUACGCGCGGACGCUGCCAGUACUACGAGUACGACCGAAAAAUAAACGCGCCAUGUACGUAACGGUACGUGCUGUGCGUGCGUGCUCGCACUUAUUACAGGUGCGCACCGAGCCAGCCAGAGCACGCACAGCGUCGCCCGCCGCACAUGGCCAUGGCGUCGUCGCGCCUCUAAAUAUAUUCCCGUGCAGCCCACCACCACCCCCUGCACGUCCCACAGUGGAUCGCACAAGGCACACGUAGCAGAGAGAGAGCACAUGGCAGAGCGAUCGGCGGAUCCGCGGUCGCUUCUGCGGCAAUGCUACUGCUGAGUGCUGGCCCUCGCAGUCGGCAAGGUCGCGCAGUGCUUGGCAGAGGCCGAUCAGAGCGAGCUCUGCCCCGCCGGCGCGGAUGGGCAAGGCGGGCAGGUGGCUCCGAAGCUUCUUGCCGGGCAAGAAGGACCGGGGCAAGGACGCCGGGGACCACAAGACCGGCCCCGAGGAGACGCCGCGGUGGGUGCCGGCGUGGACUCCGCAGACGGUGACGCCGGCGUCGACCCCGGGGGCCAAGGAGAAGAGGAGGUGGAGCUUCCGGCGGCCUGCGACGGCGGUGGCCGCCGGGGCGGGGAAGGACGGCGCGUUCUUGGAGCCGCGGGUGCUGGACCCCGACCAGAGCGCCAUCGCGGUGGCGAUCGCUACCGCGGCCGCCGCCGAGGCCGCGGUGGCGGCCAAGCAGGCGGCUGCCGCCGUCGUCCGGUACGCCGCGUCCGCGCCGGGGUCGAAGCGCGCCGUCAUCGGCAUUGAGGAGGCCGCGGCGAUCAAGAUUCAGUCCGUCUUCAGAUCCUACCUGGCGAGGAAGGCACUGUGCGCGCUCAGGGGGCUGGUGAAGCUGCAGGCGCUCGUGCGCGGCCACCUCGUCCGGCGGCAGGCCAGCAACACGCUGCGCUGCAUGCAGGCGCUCGUCGCCGCCCAGAACAGGGCGCGCACGGCGCGCCUCCGGCUCCUCGACGACGUCGAGAGGCCCCUCCGCACGCCACGGAUGACGCCCACACGCCGCUCUCCGCACCAUCCCCGGCUCCGACAGCAUCAGGAGAUGGAGGAGAACAUCAAGAUCGUGGAGGUGGACACCGGGGCGGGCGACGUGCGCUGCACGCCGAGGACGUCGCGGCGCAGCAGCUGCUACGCCACGCCGCUCUGCCGCACGCCGUCCAAGGUGGAGCUGUACCAGAAGGUGUCGCCGACGCCGUCGGCGCUGACGGACGCGAGCGGGCGGUCCUACAGCGGGCGGUACGAGGACUUCUCGUUCGGCACCGCGCGGGCCAGCCCGUACCACUACUACUACGCCUCGGACGCGUCGUGCAAGCAGCCACCGCCGCCGCAGCAGCAGGGCCACGGCGCCGGCGCCGGCGCGGACCACCCGCUGCUGUUCCCCAGCUACAUGGCCAACACGCAGUCCUCGCGCGCCAAGGCGCGGUCGCAGAGCGCGCCCAGGCAGCGCGCGUCGGUGUCGUCGGCCCCCGAGGUGGCGUCGCCGUGGGAGAGGCAGGCCAGCGCGGGCCGGCGCAGGGCGUCGCUGGAGGGGCCGGCGCAGGCCGCCGCGCGCGGGCUGGCGUCCCCGAAGGGCGCCGUGCGCGUCCAGCGGUGCCAGUCGCAGGCGAGCGCGGCGUGCCCGUGGGGCGUGAGGCUGGACAUGUCGAGCGCGUCCGUCCACGACAGCGAGUGCGGGUCGACCAGCACCAUGAGGACCGCGGCCACCAGCAUGUACUGCUGGUCGGCGGCCGCCAACAGCACCGGCGUCGCGUGACGGCGCCACGGCACACGAGAUUUCUGAAUCGAAUCAGGCAGCCGCAGAAGAAGUGCUAGCGUCUGUAACCUCUAGGGACAAACAAGUUCCGUCCAGUACUGGGGCACUGAAGUUUCUGUGACUCUAGCUAGUUGAUAGUAGAAGAAGCUGAGCAUGAUGGUUUUGAUGUGUGUGAGUGGUCGGUCGGUCUAGCAAGGUCUGAUGACAUUUUCGUGUUUGUGCGUGCCAAGAACAUUGCAUAACAGUGUUGUGUUUUUGACUGUUUUUUGGGUUCCUCGUUUGUGUUUGGAUUGUAGCACUGUUUGAUCUUUCCAAUUUGUCAGCAGUCAAGUUCUAGUCGUA